This is a messenger RNA of Colossoma macropomum (tambaqui), 1657 nucleotides long. Its product is annotated as DOMON domain-containing protein FRRS1L. NCBI's taxonomy places the organism in Eukaryota, Metazoa, Chordata, Actinopteri, Characiformes, Serrasalmidae. The record is from RefSeq and is a predicted model, not a curated record. Gene Ontology annotation, biological process: regulation of glutamate receptor signaling pathway. The transcript is spliced from 5 exons. The annotation marks the transcript as partial.
UUUCUCCUGCAGCUCUCUCUGCUGUUGGAGCCCACUCUGUGGCUUGCGGCCGUAGCCAGUCCUACCGACGAUAACGCUCUGAGAGGCGGCCAUGGAGAGCACGGAGAGCCGGGACACAAAGACCACCAUAAAGACUCAUAUAGCACUUUCGCCUCGGAAUUCCUCGAGUCCAGAUACCUUUCGGAUGAAGGUUAUCCCUUUCCAACUGCACCUCCUGUUGACCCAUUUGCUCGCAUCAAAGUCAGUGACUGUGGAAUAACCAAAGGCUGUAUCAGGUAUGGAAAGCCUGGCUGUGAUGCCGAAACAUGUGACUACUUCCUGAGUUACAGGCGCAUUGGCACAGAUGUGGAGUUUGAGAUGAGCGCAGACACAGAUGGCUGGGUUGCUGUGGGCUUUUCUUCCGACAAGAAAAUGGGAGGUGAUGAUGUCAUGGGCUGUGUCCAUGACGAUAAUGGGCGGGUGAGGAUCCAUCAUUUCUACAACGUGGGUCAGUGGGCUAAAGAGAUAAAGCGUAACCCUGCAAGGGACGAGGAAGGAAUUUUUGAGAACAGCCGGGUCACCUGCCGCUUCAAACGCCCUCUGCAUGUCCCCCGAGAGGAAACGCUGGUGGACCUGCAUCUCAGCUGGUACUACCUGUUCGCCUGGGGACCUGCCAUACAGGGUUCCAUCACAAGGCACGACAUUGACACUCCGCCAGUGUCUGAUCACAUGAUCAGCAUUUACAAAUACGAGGACAUUUUCAUGCCUGCCGCCGCCUACCAGACUUUCUCCUCCCCUUUCUGCCUCCUCCUCAUUGUGGCCCUCACCUUCUACCUGCUCAUGGGCACCCCAUAACCAUGACAACCUGCCAGUGAGGCACUAUGGGCACCAGGGCAAGCAGCUAAACUCACCCUGGAGUCUGCAACAAGCAGGUGUUAUGGCCAUCCAAAAGUGUUACAGACCGGCAGCAAUAAAACAGCAUCUGAGAAAAAUCACAAAACUAGCAACAGCAAGCUAUGUACAGAAAUGAUUAGCAUAGAACCAUCUCCAGCAAGCUAGAUUUCUGCAGGAAAGUACAGAUUAGGAAGAGGGCUACAUUACUAUUAGCCAUAUUUAUUAAUCCAGUGUGUAUUACUAUAAGACAAAUUCAGGAUGCCAUAGAGGUGACAUCAGCCUUAUCUGUUUGCGAGAUGUACGCGCAAUGUCCCUGGUCUUGUCAGCUUUUCUUUUCUUGUCAGGUGCAUCUCCUGUAUGGUCUCUGUGUUAUGUAUUCUUGUUGAUAUGGCAUGUCAAAUCAAGUGCCAUUGCAUGUAGCCAGGCAAGGUGUCGGUGUGUUCAUAGCUGUACGUUUAGCAUCCUAUACUAAGUGGUACUGCACUUUUUCUGCCACUAGAGGGAGCUGCAGUAAUAAUCUUAAUCCACAACUGUUGAAGAGGAACCAAACAUACACUAUACGUCCAAAAGUGUCCAGAUACCAUGUGUAAUUGGUGGAUUUGGCUCCUUUAAAUGAAUGGUUUGGCUAAAAAUCACAUUUUCACAAUUUUCCACUUAGCCCAGAUGUAGUCGAUCAGCCAAGACUUGUUUAUUGUCUAAGUUGUGCUUGGUUUAGCACUGAGGCUACAAGGCUAAUGUUGCUAACAAACUCUAGAAGUCAUUAGUCACUUGAAUCUUCUUCACA